GUUGAUAUUAGAGCUCUGAGUGUAUAGGUUAGAAAUAUUUUAUGUUUUACGAGAAUAGUAAGAUAACUAUAAAUUAUAUGCACCAAUAUUCAUUGAUAUUUAAGCGAUUUCAGUAGCAGUUCCUUGCACACGUAAAGCAAAAACAUGUCGUUUCCCGAUAAAAAGCAACGAAAGAUUUGUUGGGACGCUAGAGACAAGUAUUGGGAAUGUUUAGAUGAGCAAAAUAUUAAAGACAGUUCAGAAACCCCUAAAGUGUGUUCAGCUCUUAGAAAAGUGUUUGAAAACUCCUGUCCGUCCAAAUGGGUCACACAUUUCGAUAGGAAACGAGACUACAAUGUAUUUAAAGAGAAAAUGGUGACAGAAGGCUAUGAACCUAUAAAAGAAACUGAAUAGUUACACUAGUUCAAUUGUAAAUAAUUAGUUUAUUUAGUAAAUAUUUAUUUAUCAAAAA
Molecule: messenger RNA, 451 nt
Organism: Aricia agestis (brown argus)
Lineage: Eukaryota; Metazoa; Arthropoda; Insecta; Lepidoptera; Lycaenidae
Product: cytochrome c oxidase assembly factor 6 homolog
Exons: 2
Coding region: 145-393 (82 amino acids)
Biological process (GO): respiratory chain complex IV assembly
Cellular component (GO): mitochondrion; respiratory chain complex IV
Source: RefSeq, a predicted model, not a curated record